Messenger RNA from Malassezia japonica, 537 nucleotides. RefSeq names its product Mediator of RNA polymerase II transcription subunit 6 (gene MED6). Gene Ontology annotation, cellular component: mediator complex; core mediator complex. Gene Ontology annotation, molecular function: transcription coactivator activity. Gene Ontology annotation, biological process: regulation of transcription by RNA polymerase II. NCBI's taxonomy places the organism in Eukaryota, Fungi, Basidiomycota, Malasseziomycetes, Malasseziales, Malasseziaceae. The record is from RefSeq and is a predicted model, not a curated record. Bases 1 to 537 code for a protein of 178 amino acids. The transcript has 4 exons.
AUGGCGCAGGAAGCGCCCGCAUUUAAUCCGCUGCAUGUGCAGUGGAAGAACCCCGAGUUGCUCGCCUACCUAGGCCUGCAGAAAGGGGGUGUGAAGCAAGGCACAUCGGUGCUCGAUGAGUCGAAUGUAAUGGAGUACUUUAGCACGUCGCCUUUCUACGAUCGGCAUAGCAACAACGAGCAUGUGCGCAUGCAAAGCGCAGCGCUCAUCGCACAAACGAUAGCCACUACGCCCCAGUCGGGCGCGGAGCUCAUGGCAACGAUCGCGCGGAAACACCAAGAAGAGCUAAACCCGGAUCGCGUCGACCCCGCGACGUCCGCCUACUAUAUCAUCAACGACUGUAUCUACCAAGCCCCUGAUAUGUAUACCAUUCUGGCUACGCGCCUUCAAUCCUCGCUCCUAGGCUUGCGUACGACCCUAGAUCUGCAGCGCGAGCACCGCGUCGCAUUCAAUCCCCGCCGCGGCCACUUUGGCCGUUUCCUUACGGCCGACGCCGCGCCUAACGAGUCGGACAAGAUGGAAGAAGAAACAUCAUAG